AUGAUAUUUCAACGAUUUACAUUAUUAGCUAUAUUUAUGCAAAUAAUAUUAAUUAAUGAAUGUAUGACAAAAAAAAGAUUAUGCGGUGAAGCAUUAUAUCGUCAUUUGAUAAGAGUUUGUACAUUUGGCUAUGAGACAAUGCCAUGCUUCAAAUCACGUUUCACUCCACUGAUAAUAGAAAAUGUUAAUAGUACGACAAAUAAUUUUCAUCGAAGAGCAAUUAUUGGAAUAGCAAAUCAGUGUUGCAAAAGCGGUUGUACCGUAUUGGAUCUCCGAACAACAUGUUGCUUUAAGUUAUCAUGUUUGACAAAAUGCUAUCCAAAAUCAAAUUAUGAAAAACGUAUUAGAAAUGUUACCAAUAUUAAAAUUAAUUAA
Brugia pahangi is the source of this 375-nucleotide messenger RNA. NCBI's taxonomy places the organism in Eukaryota, Metazoa, Nematoda, Chromadorea, Rhabditida, Onchocercidae. The record is from the annotation of a GenBank genome assembly.